CGCUUGGGGUGGGUCAAGUUUUUUUGGUGCAGAGACUUUAGGGUUUUUUUCGAAUUCAGCGAAUGAUUGUUCUCCGCAGGACUCAACUAUCUACUUAGCUCGCAGAGAGUUUUUGGUGUUUAUGAUGGAGAGAUGAAGCAGCCAUUCAAUGGCCUGUUGAUGAAGAGAGGUACUCUUUCUGGCUUCAGAAAUUUCAUUCAGCUCUUUUCACUUCAGUCCCGUGGCCUCAGUUCCUCAACUUUAACCGAUACUAGACCUUUUCCUGAUUAUUCAUCAAAGAAAGCUUCAGUGAGAGACACUGAAUUUGUACAUCAAAUCACCAAUGUGAUUAAGCUGCGUCGGGCUGAGCCUUUGAGGCGGAGUUUAAAGCCUUAUGAAUGCAAGUUCAAGACUGAUCAUUUGAUUUGGGUUCUGAUGAAGAUUAAGUGUGAUUACAUGUUGGUUCUUGAUUUCUUUGAUUGGGCUCGCUCCCGCAGAGACUCCAACCUUGAAUCCCUUUGCAUUGUUAUUCAUUUGGCUGUGGCGUCUAAGGAUCUAAAAGUGGCUCAGUCUUUCAUAAGUAGUUUUUGGGAGAGACCAAAGUUGAAUGUUACUGAUUCCUUUGUACAGUUUUUUGAUCUUUUAGUAUACACUUACAAGGACUGGGGUUCGGAUCCUCGUGUAUUCGAUGUUUUCUUCCAAGUACUUGUUGAAUUCGGAAUGCUCCGUGAGGCGAGAAAAGUCUUCGAGAAGAUGUUGAAUUACGGAUUGGUUUUAUCUGUUGAUUCUUGCAACGUGUACCUUGCCCGUCUUUCGAAAGAUUGCAAUAAAACUGCAACAGCAAUCAUAGUAUUCAGGGAAUUUCCGGAAGUGGGUGUUUGUUGGAAUGUUGCUUCUUAUAACAUCAUUAUUUAUUUUAUUUGUCAACUUGGGAGGAUAAACGAAGCCCACCAUCUACUCCUGCUUAUGGAGUUGAAAGGCUACACCCCUGAUGUAAUCAGUUACAGUACAGUGAUCAAUGGAUACUGUAGAUUUGGGGAACUUGACAAGGUUUGGAAGCUCAUUGAAAAAAUGAAACAGAAGGGUCUGAAGCCGAAUUCUUAUACUUAUGGUAGUAUAAUUGGUUUGCUCUGUAGAAUUUGUAAGCUAGCCGAAGCAGAGGAGGCUUUUUCAGAGAUGAUAGGGCAGGGCAUACUCCCUGACACUGUAGUGUACACAACUCUUAUUGAUGGUUUCUGCAAGCGAGGGGAUAUUCGGGCUGCAUCGAAGUUUUUUUAUGAGAUGCACUCUCGGGAUAUUACACCAGAUGUUUUGAUAUAUACUGCUAUUAUAUCAGGGUUUUGUCAGAUUGGCGACAUGGUGGAGGCUGGUAAACUAUUUCAUGAAAUGCUUUGCAGGGGUUUAGAGCCGGAUAGCAUUACUUUUACUGAACUUAUGAAUGGAUACUGCAAAGCAGGGCAUAUAAAAGAUGCUUUUAGGGUCCACAAUCACAUGAUUCAGGCUGGGUGCUCCCCAAAUGUUGUUACAUACACCACAUUAAUUGAUGGGCUUUGUAAGGAAGGGGACUUAGAUUCAGCGAAUGAGCUUCUCCAUGAAAUGUGGAAAAUAGGUCUUCAGCCAAAUAUUUUUACUUAUAAUUCCAUUGUCAAUGGUCUAUGUAAGUCGGGUAAUAUCGAGGAGGCAGUUAAACUUGUUGGAGAAUUUGAAGCUGCGGGACUUAUUGCAGACACUGUAACUUAUACAACUUUAAUGGAUGCCUACUGUAAAUCAGGGGAAAUGGAUAAGGCUCAAGAGAUGUUGAAGGAGAUGCUCGGGAAAGGGCUUCAACCUACUAUUGUCACAUUCAACGUCCUAAUGAAUGGCUUUUGUUUGCAUGGGAUGUUGGAAGAUGGUGAGAAGCUAUUAAAUUGGAUGUUGGCAAAGGGUAUAGCGCCUAAUGCAACCACAUUUAAUUCUCUCAUGAAGCAAUAUUGCAUUAGAAAUAACCUGAAGGCAGCAACUGGUAUUUAUAAGGACAUGUGUUCGCGGGGAGUAGGACCUGAUGGUAAGACGUAUGAGAAUUUAGUUAAAGGCCAUUGCAAGGCUAGGAACAUGAAGGAAGCAUGGUUUUUAUUCCAAGAAAUGAAAGGCAAAGGAUUUAGUGUCUCUGUCAGCACAUAUAGCGUUCUCAUAAAAGGAUUCUUCAAGAGGAAGAAAUUCGUGGAGGCAAGAGAAGUUUUUGACCAAAUGAGAAGAGAAGGAUUAGCUGCGGAUAAAGAAAUAUUUGACUUUUUCAGUGAUACAAAAUACAAGGGUAGGAGGCCAGAUACAAUUGUUGAUCCUGUUGAUGAAAUAAUAGAGAAUUACCUUGUGGACGAGGAACUAAGGGAAGCAAAUUAGCUGAUGGUAGGUCAGAAGUUAAUCUUAGUGAAAAUGUCAGUUCAAGGAAACAUUUGCCUGUUUCCAAGUCUCGGAAGCACCAGGUCGUUAAUGAGCUCUUUGGAUUGAAAGAGGCUAAAGGGGCUCUGCAUAUGAAACACCGAGUAUAAGCUUCUUAUCAAUCUGUUAGCAGAUGCUCCUGUUUGUGCAUUUAAUAGCUACUGGCAGCACUUCAGGAGGAUUGGGCAACUUGGGUCUUAGAAAAGAGUAUCUGUGAACACCUUGUUGAACGUUCUUGUUUGUUUCCUUAUGUGUAAGGAUUUAUGCAGGUUCACAAUCUUAUUGAUUUGUCAUUUGCUGAAGAGAAACUGAUGCUAGUGCAACUGCUCCAUUUUGGCGAUUCUCAUCAGCUUCCUAUCCAAAUCUCAAAGUGGAAGAGCCUGUUAGUGCUCUUUGAGGUAGCAAAAUGGGAGCCAUGGUCCACGAAAUUGAGACAAAUGCAGGGGUGCGUACUUCUUAUGCUCUUUGGUCUUUCUUGAUUAACUUCAGUUUGCAGUCCCUCAUUUCAUUGUUCGCGGUUGCUUACAAGGCUUGGAACAUGUGGCACAAAAGCUUCUCACAUGUUUUUCUUAUUUCUGCUUUUUGAUUGUAUAUAUGUUCAUUAUCCUGUUUGUGGGUUCUUGAAUUACUUACUGUGAAAUUGGGAACAUGGAAGGAUUUUUUCGGUAUUCUAAGUUAUGUGUUUAUUGUUCCUCUGACUGCUUUUCACCAUUUAACUCCCUUCUCGGAUUUUGCAGACAAGAGUCGCAUAAUCGAAAUGAUGCUCCAAGAGCCCUUUAAACCUACAUCAAGAUUUUGAAGGUAAUAAUAAGAACAUUGUCAUGUGUACUGAUGUAGGAUUAUCCUGAUAAUAGAAUUUGUUACAUUAU
This is a messenger RNA of Arabidopsis arenosa, 3266 nucleotides long. The record is from the annotation of a GenBank genome assembly. Lineage: Eukaryota; Viridiplantae; Streptophyta; Magnoliopsida; Brassicales; Brassicaceae.